UAUGGCAGACUUCUCUCUCCAAACUGCGGAAGAUAUGGAGGCGGAGCUUUCUAACGUUUCUUGCAUUCUUUAACUCUUUUGAGUCUUGACAUAUAGCUCCGAGCACAAACUAGUACCACCUUAUUUUCUUUUCUUGGAAGGGGGGACGGCGAUGGGUUCUUUGCUGCUCGGUUCUACCGGGCCACCAAUAAAACGAAGAGCUGGUUUGCGCAUAAAACAAGCGGGGCGAGGCUCGUACAGAGGCAGCUAGGGGAGCGUGUGCUGUUAAUUUGACGAAUAUAGUUUUUUUGUUAACUUGUGGUUAUUUACUCGGUACUCAUCUGAUGGGGCCUUCUAUCCUGAGACAAUUGCUGAGGAGCCUUUGCCACAAUUCACCGUGGAAUUAUGCAGUCUUUUGGAAGCUUGAGCAGUGCAAUCGAAUGCUUUUGACUUGGGAGGAUGGAUAUUGUGAUUUCUCAAGAUGUGGCGAGCCUGCACAAAGUUUGUUAAAAAGUGUUUGGAUUAGCGAGAUGGACGGGAAUGUGCUCUUUGGGAAUGAAACAAGCUCAGGCAAUGAAAGUUCUGUUGGAUAUCCAAUUCAAUUGGCAGUGGCAAAUAUGUCAUGUCUGCUGUACUCAAUGGGAGAGGGGGUUGUUGGUAAAGUGGCAUCUACCGCAAAGUAUUGUUGGGUUUUUUCUGAUAGUGUCUCUGCUGGUAUCAACUCUGAGCUAAUUCCUGGGUAUCCGGAUGAGUGGCUACUUCAGUUUGCAGCAGGCAUCAAGACUAUUUUGCUUGUACCUGUUGUUCCGCAUGGGGUACUGCAGCUUGGGUCUUUGGAGACGGUCAAUGAGGAUCCGAUGCUAGUCACUCAUAUCAAGGAUAUGUUCAAUACUGUUCAGUACGGUGGUGGGGUUUCCAUACCUUCAGCAUCAAGCAGUGAUCUCUUAGUUCUUCCACCUUCAUCACUGACAUCUGUUUGCUUGGAUAACUUAGCUGAGCCAUUAUCAUUUAUUGGUAAUCUGCUGGAUCCAAUUCCAAUGGAGCUCAAUGGUGUCCAGAUAACAAAGAAUGAUCUCCCAAUGAUAGGCCCUCAGCUUACACCGCUUUUGACAGUUCCGGUGAAGCUCCACACCCUUGGAAAAGAUCUGCAGCCAAUUCCAGGAAGUGUGGAGGAAGCUGGCUUUGGUGCUCUAUCAGUUGGUCCAGCUGAAGUAUCAUUUUCACAUAAUCAUUCUCUGAUUUCCAAUCUGACUUCUAACCAUUUGGGGAUGAGGGGAGACGUAUUUGACUUCACUUGUUUUGAAAAAGGACUACAUGCCUCUUCUGAUUGUAAUUGUUCUGACAUGGGGAUAUCUUCCAAGCAAACUGACAUAAAUUUUGACCUUAUAGGAGGUUUCACAGAUCAACAAUUCGGAGAAGGGACUAUUAAUCAGAUGAAUCAUAGAAGUGCCAAUAGUUUUUUAGGAUUCCCUGUGGACUUUGAACUACCCAAAGCACUUCAAACUUGCAAGGGAGGCUGCAACAGAUUUCUGUGCAGCCCCACUAUUUCUGAGGAGGUUGUCUGUGGCAGUUUGUUAGACCUUACAUGCCAUGGAGAUCUCAAUGUGGGUGUUGAGCUGUCAGCUAGGAAAUCCAUUGGAUGGUGUAGGAAGGGUGAGGAUGCAGGACAUCUCUUCGAUACUGUGGUUGCAAAUGUGCAAGGUGAUUCAGAUGAUGCUACACCUGAUAUACCUAAUCCUAUUAGCUCACCAAUUGUCUCAUCAGGGCGAUUCACGGCAUCUUGCCAAACACAAAAUCAAUCUGAAGGAAGUAUCUUGGUUAAAAGUGAUCCACUUUCACUGAAUAACACGACUUCCACAUCUGUUACCGUUGCUGAGAAAGCCAUCAAUAAAACUGGGGCUUCAUUCGGGAGCAUGAUGAGCACGUUUAUAGAUGAGGAGCAACCCAAAAAAGUAUGUGCAAACAUGCAGUCUGGUGUUAAAGAUGCAAAAUUGUCGCAUGUUACUAGGAAGACAAGGUCUGAUAGAACUAAAGGGCCAAGACCGAGGCCAAGGGAUAGACAGAUGAUCCAAGACCGUGUCAAGGAGUUGCGGGAGCUUGUACCAAAUGGUGCUAAGUGUAGCAUUGAUGCUUUGUUGGACCGAACCGUAAAACACUUGAUGUUUUUAAGAAAUGUUACUGACCAAGCUGAGAAGUUGAGGCAGUGUGCCCAUGAAAAGGCUGGUAAAAUGAACUGGAAAUCCACUGGAGUGCAAGGUCACCAGAAUGGCAUGAGCUGGGCUUUUGAGAUGGGAAGCAAACUUGGGGUACCUCCCAUUAUUGUAGAAGACCUUGAUCAUCCAGGACACCUGCUCAUAGAGAUGUUAUGCCAGGAACAUGGUGUGUUCUUGGAAAUUGCACAAAUCAUAGGACAUUUAGAGUUGACUAUUCUGAAAGGGGUGAUGGAAACCCGUGCAGGUGAGAUUUGGGCUCACUUCAUAGUGGAGGCUUCACGAGGGUUUCAGAGGAUGGAGGUGUUCUGGCCACUGAUGUUGCUGUUACGAAGGAACAGAAAAUCCAUCUCAACCAAGUUUUGAUGCUUUCAUUGUCUUAAUUUGCUUUGGAAUGUGAAUGAACAAUUGAUUCAUGAUAUCGUAAAGUGUUAUGUACCUUUUAUGUGAAGGAAUGGAAGCAA
Molecule: messenger RNA, 2653 nt
Organism: Telopea speciosissima
Lineage: Eukaryota; Viridiplantae; Streptophyta; Magnoliopsida; Proteales; Proteaceae
Exons: 10
Coding region: 324-2555 (743 amino acids)
Biological process (GO): regulation of DNA-templated transcription
Molecular function (GO): protein dimerization activity; DNA-binding transcription factor activity
Source: RefSeq, a predicted model, not a curated record